AUGCAGAGCUUGAACAUCAUCGUCGUCGGAGCGGGCAUCGGAGGCCUACAGGCUUCUCUCGCGCUCGCCAAAGAUGGCCACCGAGUUACCGUCCUGGAAUCCGCGAAGGCGUUUGAGGAAUCGUCCCAGGUCGGAGCGGGCAUCCGCGUGCCGCCCAACUCGCACAAACUCUCCACCUCAUGGGGCGUGGACUUUAGCAAAGUGAAGAAAGAUGUCUCCAUGGGGAACCGGUUUGUCGACUGGAAAGGGAAAAUGCUGCUGUCUCUCGACUUCUCCGACGUCGAGAAGCGGUACGGUGCGCCCUACUACUUCCUCCACCGCGCGGACUUGAUUAAGUUGCUGGUGGACACGGCGCAGGAGAACGAGCGCAUUACGAUCCGGAUGGGCUCGAGAGUGGAGAAGUAUGAUUUCGAGACGCCUGCUGUGACGUUAGUGGGAGGGGAGGUGGUGAAGGGCGAUUUGAUUGUGUGCGCGGAUGGCAUCAAGUCGGCGAUCCGAGACGAGAUCAAUGGUCGCCCUCUUCCGCCGCAGGACACUGGCGACGUAGCGUAUCGAAUCCUCGUGCCUGCACAGCCGCUAUUGGACGACCCCGAGAUGGCUCAUCUAGUCAAAAAUCCCUGGGCGAUGCACUGGAUGGGGCCCGAAGGACACGCAGUCGGCUACCCGCUGCGCGGAGGCGAACUCUACAACAUCAUCAUCGACGUGACGCACGCCUCGGACUGCGGCGAGCCGCUGGCGGACGAAGGGCAGAUUUGGAAGUCGGCGCGGAGCAACUCGGAGCUGGUGCAGCGGUUUCACGACUGGUGUCCGGAAGUGCGCAAGCUGUGUGCGAUGACGGGCGAGUAUUUGAAGUGGAAACUUGCGGACUUUGAUCAGCUGGACCAUUGGGUGACGCCUAAUGGUACGGCUGCUUUGUUGGGGGACUCUUGUCAUCCUAUGUAA
This is a messenger RNA of Neohortaea acidophila, 942 nucleotides long. RefSeq lists its product as uncharacterized. The coding region runs from base 1 to 942 and encodes 313 amino acids. The transcript has 2 exons. Lineage: Eukaryota; Fungi; Ascomycota; Dothideomycetes; Mycosphaerellales; Teratosphaeriaceae. The record is from RefSeq and is a predicted model, not a curated record. Gene Ontology annotation, biological process: secondary metabolite biosynthetic process. Gene Ontology annotation, molecular function: FAD binding; monooxygenase activity.